This is a messenger RNA of Xiphias gladius (swordfish), 1930 nucleotides long. RefSeq names its product gap junction beta-4 protein-like. Bases 38 to 853 code for a protein of 271 amino acids. Lineage: Eukaryota; Metazoa; Chordata; Actinopteri; Istiophoriformes; Xiphiidae. Gene Ontology annotation, biological process: cell communication. The record is from RefSeq and is a predicted model, not a curated record. The transcript is spliced from 3 exons. Gene Ontology annotation, cellular component: connexin complex.
ACCUGUGUCUAUCACCCAGGCCAGUGUAGCAGCGGGGAUGAACUGGUCGGGGCUGCAGAGUCUGUUGAGUGGAGUCAAUAAAUACUCCACUGCAUUUGGGAGGAUCUGGCUGUCCAUGGUGUUUGUGUUCCGUGUGCUGGUGUUUGUGGUUGCAGCGCAGAGGGUUUGGGGUGACGAGAGCAAAGACUUUGUGUGUAAUACCCGGCAGCCUGGUUGUACCAAUGUCUGCUAUGACCACAUCUUCCCCAUCUCCCACAUCCGUCUGUGGGCGCUGCAGCUGAUCUUUGUCACCUGUCCAUCUCUGAUGGUGAUAGCUCACGUUAAAUACCGCAAGGGAAAGGACAGGAAAUAUGUGGAGCUGAACCAUGGCUCUCACUUGUAUGCCAACCCAGGCAAGAAGAGAGGGGGGCUGUGGUGGACAUAUCUGCUUAGUUUGGUCUUCAAAGCUGGAUUCGACACGUCAUUUCUCUAUAUUUUGUACAGGAUAUACCAUGGUUAUGACCUGCCCAGGUUAUCAAAGUGUUCACUGGAACCAUGCCCCAACACCGUCGAUUGCUUCAUUAGUCGUCCAACAGAGAAAAAGAUCUUCAUGUUGUUCAUGGUUAUCUCCAGCACACUGUGCAUCUUCAUGUGUAUUUGUGAGAUGAUUUAUCUCAUCGGCAAGCGCAUCAGCAAGUUGUUAAAGGUCCGCCACGAGAACCAGAGACUCAUAUUUGCCGAGCAACAUGAGCUCACAAACAUGGCCCCGCCAAGGUCCCAGUAUCAGAGGACUGAUCCGACACUGGCAGAGAGCCAGCUCAGUUUGAACAGGAGGGAGAGGGUCAACGAAGGUAGUGCAAGUACAACUCUGUAGGACACAGUGGUCACUGAGCCAUGGGUUUGUUUGUGAUGGGUGACCACAGGACAAGAACAUAGGUUGCCUUAAAAAAACUAUUAAAUCAAAACACUAAUAAAAGUGCCAAUCCCAUGCAUCAUGAUCCUGUGAUCCAGCUGAACACGAAACAUACAUGACUCUCCAUAAGAAGGAUCGCAAACAUUGGCUGGAUGCAUGUUGUCUGAGACAGCUAAAGAAGAGGAAUACUGGUCUACUAUGUUUGGAUAUCACAUUUCGAACUUUGUACAAUAGAUCUGAUCAUCUUACGGCUGACUAUUCAAGGAGAGCCACCCAGGAGGCAUUCAAAGCACAGGUGGAGUCUGAUGCUUUUUUCUCAGGACAUUGUUUAUUGAUUGAUGAUUCAUGAUCUACAUCAAUAUGUCACACAAUUGCAAAUUACCGCACUUGGUAUCUUCAACACUGUUGAUUGCUUUAUUGACAGUCGGACUGAGAAAACGUGCUCUGUGCAUUCAUAUUUCUUCUACUACAGGGACCAAAAUGCCUCCAGGAAUUUGAUGAGCUGAUGCCCCACGUGGAGUGCUGAGUCGUCCACCAAGGUUUAACUCUUUCCUCCAAGUCAGCUGCUCUAAAUCUAGAUUAGGGUUUCUGAGGGUUUUUUGGUCAGCAAAUUAUUGUGAGUAAGGAAUGGACUUCAUUGCAGCACGGACACGUUGAGUGGAUUACUGAUGCUCUUAUCUGCUAUAUCUGACAACCAUCUGAUCCCUUAGUGUGUCCUGUUAAAGGUGAUCAAUUAUCAGAUUUUAAAAUUGACAUUACAGUAAAGCGAUUGCAUUGUGUUAUUUAAGAUGAGUGGAGGGAAUGAACUGGAAGCUGCGCAGUCUUACUGCACAGGCAGGACAUGAGCUGAGCUGACAGAAUGAUGUUAAAGGACAAGGUCUGUUAUACUUUCAUUUUAGGUUAAAUCCCCACACUCACAGCUAGCUACUUCUUUUCUGACUAAGAGUCAACUACAAUGUCAUGAUAUAGUCUAAUAGUCUAAUAGUUUCUUUCCUAUGAUAGGAUGAUUUAUUUUUGUUCACCAUUAUAGUGAUAACU